Bombina bombina (fire-bellied toad) is the source of this 9582-nucleotide messenger RNA. RefSeq lists its product as uncharacterized. The record is from RefSeq and is a predicted model, not a curated record. Bases 145 to 7545 code for a protein of 2466 amino acids. NCBI's taxonomy places the organism in Eukaryota, Metazoa, Chordata, Amphibia, Anura, Bombinatoridae. The transcript is spliced from 54 exons.
UUCAGGUCAAGGUAUAAGUACCAGGUCUUCUGCUGCACACAAACUAUUCUCCUCAUUUGGUUCCAAGGAACAGGUCUAAAAGAUCUUGCAUGAAAGUCUAACAUCUGCAAGAGUGGGGAACCUGCAUCUUAGCCGGACAACUGUAUGUCUGGAUUAAUGGGGAGAAACAUGCUCUCCAUUCUUGUGAUUAUUGCAGGAACCCUGCUAUCAGAUCAUCAUGCUGCAGCACAAACAUUAUUUGAAACUACUACAACAACAUCAGCAACUUCUAGGAACACUCCAAAUGUUGGAGGUUCUUUAGAAUUCAAUGUGGCACAAUACUGCUCAGUAGUACUUGGAAUCUCUGAACUGGACAACAUUUUGGCAAGCGGUUUGACAGACGCAAAUGCUUGUGCUCACUCCCUCCAGCAAUAUGCCUGUGCUGAUGUUGGAAAAGCUUCUGUAAACUCUAUUGUCUCCAUCCUGAAAUGUUAUUCCACAAACCUUCAAGCUAUUAUCACACAAGAAGCAUUUACUUUGUUCAUCUCCAAAAUCAGUUCAGACCCACUCAAACAAGUUGUGGAAACACUUACCGCUCAAGCCGGUGACAGUAUAACAGAAACGUCUAAAAAGUAUCUAUUAAAUGCAGUAUGGGAAAACAUCCGCAAAGAUUCAGCAGUAUUAAGUCCAGGAUUUUUGGCCACCUGGUUCCAAGAAAGACUCUAUCUAUUUUUGCAUCAAAUUGACAGUAAUAUCCUGGACAGUGUCGCUUCUCUGCCUCUUACAUGUGAAGCAUUUCAAGCCAUUGUGGAAGCCUUGGAUGUAGCAUCUCACGGCUUUGAGCAAAGUGUCAAUGAACUAAUUGGACAAUGGAUUACUAAAUUCCUUAGACAAAAUACCUGCAAGAAAUCAACAGCAGCAGAAUUUAUUCUGACUUACUACAGAGGUUUCAGGAACUAUGUGAGCUAUUCAUCUUAUAGUGCAACAGCAAGUGGCUUAGAUCUGAGCUCAGCAUUAUCAGUGUUACCAGCAUUUCAGCUGGCACAAUAUGGUCUUGAGGGCGACGGAUUCAGUAACCCAGCCAAAUUUGCAUUUAUACAAAAGAUUCUGGACAAGAAUGACAUCCUAUUCACUGUUGCAUUUCUGGACAGUUUGUCCCAGCUGAAUCUUCCACAAUCCACUGGACGUGAUGUGCUUUUCUCCCUUUUGGACAGUACCUUAGUAAAGCUGAACAGCCCCAGUAACUCAGGGCUAUGUAAGCCCUCUUUAAAGGAAAUCAUCCAAAAAAUUGGAUUUCUUUUGGUAGCUAUUAAUGAGCAAGCCCUGAGUCACUUACCUUCCAACCUGGAUUGUUCUGAUUUGCAGAUCAUAGUUCAAGCUAUAAAUGGCCAAUAUGACAAUAUCCCAGCAGAAAACCAACGCGCUGUGUUCAAAUACAUAUUAAACUAUUUGAAUAAUGAACUAUCAGUAGCAGGUGCUGCCUGCAACUAUAAACUUCAAAGCAAAAAUUGGCUUCAAUUUAAUUUUGCCGGUUUCAGUAUUUAUCUUAACUAUACUGAUAUGAUUCGACUGAACCCCUCUUUCAAUGGAUACGAAGCUAUUGAACUUCUGACCCUAGAGCAGAUAGUAGAUCUUAUUAUUGAAUCCAACAUAUUAAUAGAAACUAAUCAGGAAAAUGCGGAAGUAAACAUUGGAUAUUUCAUCACCUAUCUAAAAACUAAAAAUUAUACAUACCUGCAAAACUUCCUGAUUCGGCUCAGAGUGAUCCUGAUAAAGAGAAACAUAUUAAUUAUAAAGAACGAACGUGUUCGUUGCUUAUUGCUGGGAGGAAUCUGGGAUAUACUUAAGAGCCAGUUCUCAUCUUUCUCAUCUGAUGAUUGGUUUGAUUGGUUCAAUGCAAAGUUGCCAAUAUUCUCACCGUGCAUCACCAAGGAACAACUCUCAUUCCUGACUCCUAGUUUGAAUGGCAGCUGCUCUAACUAUCAAACAGUUGUUCAAGGGCUUGAUUUAGGUUUUGAGCACAUGACUAAAGAAACCAAAGUAGAAACUGCUUCAUGGAUUGGAGACUUCCUAAAGACUACAAAAUGUGAUUCCAAAAAUUGGUUAGCCGAUAACUAUCGGCGAUUUAGCCUUGUUAUAAAAAUUCGUGUUAUCAUAGAAGAUAAUCCAGACUUUAAUCCGAUUGCUCCAGAAGUGUUGUCUGUCCUGGCUCCAGAUCAACUUGGGCAAGUUGUUCUUGUCAGUGAACAAGCGCAAACUAACGUAACAGUCAUAGAAACCAUUUUUGCAAAUCUUGUUGACGUUCCAAAGGAGGAAGUUGUCAGCACCCUAGGAACAUUUUGGGAUGAAGUCAAAACUGUCUCUGCCGAGACAACAAAUGUGAAGUUCACAGAAGAAGUGAAAUACACAAUGCUAAAUAUAACGACUUCAUACCUGGCAGAAAGUUAUUCAAAUUUUACGGAAAAAAACUUUAGUGUCUGGUUUGAAGAAAGACUGACUGUUGUAAUCAAUACCAUUAAUCAACCAAUUCUAGAACAAAUUCCAUUGACCACAUCCUGCGCAUCAUUUAAAAAUGUGGUUCGAGGCCUAGAUAAAAAAUUUGAAGAAUCCAACAAAAACGAUGUUUAUAAAUUUUUAAGCAACUUCCAGAAAAAUGGGAAAAAGAGUGACGACUGUACAAAAGUUGAAACAACAAAAGACUGGGUGAAAUCAUACUAUGCAAAUUUCUCUAAGCUAUCAACUUAUAAAGAAUUCACGACUUACUUUACGAAUUUCAGCUUAUAUGAAGAAGGAGUACUCAACAUCUUGACCCCAUUUCAGAUUGGGGAUGCGAUUGCAUAUUCCCAAACUCUAGAAAGUCUGGAUCAGUCAACCCAGCUUUUCACAUACCUUGAAACACUUGAUGCGACUGAAGUGGAUGUGAUUUUCAGACAAUUCACAGAAACUGCAAUUAAGGAAUCAAUAGUCAUUAAGAAUGUUGAAGUGGCACGUUUUAUUUUAUUCAGAUAUCUGAGAAUCAUCACUAAACGCAUACAAAGUUACACCGAAAUAAACAUUAUUGAACUAUUUGAAAGGAGAAUUAUCUUGUUUAUUAAAUUCUUUACUAAUGAGACGCUGAAUCUUAUCGCUAUCCGAGACUGCAACUCACUGACUGUUGCUGUAUCUCAGCUGAACAAAGCAUAUGACCAACUGUCUGCAGAAACUCGUGGAGCCAUUGCUAAAUGGAUUUUGAGCAUUUUACAGAAGCCAGCAAUAACUGGUUGCAGCAACGUCACACAAGAGCAAACACAGUGGAUUCAAAUUAUUUGGCGACGUUUCUUUGUGUUUAUAUCAUAUAAGGAAGUUAAAACUGUGUAUAACACAUUUGAUAUACUCACAGUCCUUAAUGACUCCAGUGUCUCUCAAAAAGCAGAAUUCAUCGCAAGCACAAAUAUCUUGUCUGACGUCACCACAGUGAAAACUGUACUAGAAAGUCUUAAAGACGAAACUACCACAGUAUCUGUCACAACAAUUUUCAGCUUUCUAGAAACUUUCAAUGCUGAAUUUGAAAAGUUAACAUUCCAGAGUAUUACAGCAGAAGUAAAGGAGGAAGUUGUGACAUUCCUCAUUUCCAACCUGUUUAUCAACUUCAAACAAAUCACAGAGGUGUAUAUUAAAAAAUUCUAUAUCUACUUUAGAUACUUUCUUUCUGGUAUCACUGUGAAAACUGUCAAACAGGUACCACAGGAAUUAACCUGCAGUCAAUUCUCUGCCAUAUAUUCAGCUUUCAGCAAGGUUUAUAAAGUGAUUGCUGAUGAUGUCAAACAGGCUGUAUAUGAUAAAAUUGUGGCUUAUUUGAAAUACCAAUAUAACAUUAUUGCUCCAUCAGAAAAUGUAUGCAGUAGCUUAUACAAUGACACAAAAACCUACAUUGAAAAUGUUUACUUCAGUUUUGUAUACGAAGCAACGUUUACCGACCUCAGCAUCUAUUAUAAAGAAUUCAAUGUGUAUGAAGUUCUAGAAGUGUUCUCUGCUACUCAGCUUGGUAACUUACUUAUCGACAGCCCAGCCAUCAAAGAAGAGAAAAAAGCAGUGCAGAUCUUGGUGGAAGUUGAUAAACGUACCACUCAAGAAGUUUUUGAAUUCAUUGAAGAAGUUAACAGGGUAUCAGUAGAGCAAAACAUUGCAGUACUUCCAAAUCCAAAUGUUCAGGACUUAAUAUUUAGUACUGUAUGGGAGAAACUGUCUACAACUUUGAAAACAAGUGAGGAUUAUAAGGACUUCUAUGAAUCCAAAUUAAACCUUUUGAUUACCAGUUUCUCCAUCGAAGAAAUUAAUAAGAUCGACACGACCAUCAACUGCAGUGCCCAAAGCUCUGUGGUUGGGGCAUUUAGCAACUCAUAUGACCGAUUAUCCGAAGAGCAACGUAGUGCAGUUUUUUCAAAAAUAAUCUCUUAUCUCCAAACUACAGGAUCCAAUUGUGACUCUGAUAAGCCCACCAGUGAAUGGAUUUCAAAAAACUUUGCAAAAUUUGCACAACUAGCCACCUUUGAACUCUUCCAGGGACUGAAUGCAAACUUCAGUGUGGAGUCUGCCCUUUCAGUAUGUACUGGAACUCAAAUUGGAGAAUAUGUUGUCAGUUCUGGAGCUCUGCAGAGUGAAGAGAAAAUCUCUACAGUUUUAACAAAUCUAGAUACUACUGUAGAAGUUCAACAGUUCUUGGAGAAAGUCAACACUGUGGCUCCAGUACAACUCAAGGAAAGCCCUUUCGUGGAGAAAAUAGUUCAAACUGUAUUUGAGGUCAUUUCAGAUGAAUUUGAUACUUUUUCUGAACAACAAUGGAAAAAUUGGACCCAAGUGUCCUUAGAGAAUGUUCUGUUUGCAGUUACUGAAAAAGAGGUGGAAGCUAUUCCUUCUCCAUUGCCUUGUCAGUCCUAUCAACAGGUAAUAAAGGGUUUUGACAAUGCCUUUGAAGACAUGACAAAUGAAACAAAACAGACAAUAUACAAAUCGCUCAUUAAACCCCAAUUCAACAACUUGUCAUCCCCAUCAGGUGUCAUCUGUGGAACUAAAGAUGAAAGGACACAGCAAUGGUUGGAUAGUAACUUUGGAAAGUUUGCUGUAUAUGUUGAGCUUACAGAGAUCACACAGUGGAAUAAGCAGUUUUCUCCUGCGGAAGUUGUUGGAACUCUAAGUGUGGAUCAACUGGCGGAAGUGGUCUUAGUGAAAGAAAAUAUUAACAAUGAAGAACUUGCAUGCCAGGUUGUGGGAAAACUGAAGUCUGGUGACUCAUCUCUUUCAUAUGAGUUCCUGGAUAGUUUCAGUAAAUUCUUCGUUCAGCUCAAUUUGACACAACUGCCGAAUGAAGCUAUUCGUGUUAAGUAUCUGAGCGAGAUUAUUAAGAUUGUCACACCUGAGUUAAAAACCUACAGUGCUGAAAAUUGGAAGCUAUUACUUUCGGUCAGGCUUAAACCUUUCCUUUCAAGUAUCACAGUCGAACAACUGGACGUUUUUCUUGCAAAUGUUAACUGCGAAAGCUAUGCAGUUAUUGUGAAAUCUCUUGAUGAAAUUUAUGACUAUCUAACAGUUAGUGCACGCGAUAGCUUGUUUGAAAGCCUCUGGAAAGGUCUUGAACGCUUAUUUGGUCUUACAGGUUCUUCCUGUUUGGUUAGCGGGGAAGGAAGCAAGGAUUGGCUUGCAAGGGUCUUCGGCAAAUAUGCAGCUUCUGCUCAGUAUCAAGAGAUUUUGACUCUUUAUCCAGACUUCAAUGGGCUGGAUGUAAUUGAACAAUUGAGUCCCGAGCAACUGGCUGGUCUGGCUGUUACUGAUGAAAUCCUUAAUGAUGAAAGCCAAGCUGAUACAGUUAUUCUGACCUUGAAUAAACUAUCCUAUGACCAAAUUUACAGCUUCUUGGCUAAUUUCCAGGCCAAUGCAGACAAGCGUAAUAUUGUGUCUCUGCCAAACAUCCAAAUCAGGAGCAAGCUACUGGCAGUUUUUCUCAAUACCCUUCGUGUCCGAUUUAACACUUUCAGUGCAGGCCAGUGGAGGGAUAUUUUGAUUUAUAAACUGAAGCUCUUCCUUCCCAGUAUCACCGUGGAACAUCUUAGCUUUAUCCCCAAAAGCAUUGACUGCAGCAUCUAUCCAGUCAUAAUUUCUGCAUUGGAUAUUCAAUAUAAUUAUAUAUCAGAAGAUGUCAGAAAAGUUAUUUACCAAAAAGCGUAUACCCUGCUCUCUGGUUUGAAAGCUCUCACAGGCUCUGCAUGCACUCAAAAUGCUGCUGGUAGCGUUGGGUGGCUAAAAGCAUCCUUCGGUCUCUACAGUUAUUAUGCUACAUUUAGUGAACUUACAAGUCUUAACGAUGCCUUUAUUGCCACGGACGCAGUGUUAUCGCUCACUGCUAAGCAGCUAGCCCAGUUUACAAUCAACAGUGAUGCCUUGUCCAGCAGUGAAAAGAUUGCAAAGAUAUUUACUGGAGUUACCAGCGUAAACCUUGAUGAAUAUAUUGAUGAAUUCAACUUAGUUGCUAAGGAGAAAAACAUUGUACAACUACCUGACAUCAGAGUAAGGAGUUUCAUCAGCGGAGAGAUAUUCUGCCGUCUUGGAUCCCGAUUCUCCUCCUUCACAACAGCUGACUACACACAAUGGUUCCAAGUCAGACUGAAGUUUUUCAUCAGUUCUCUCAAUGCAAAGACUCUCGGAUUCAUACCAAUACAAAUAACCUGUGAUCAGCUUGCGGUCCUUGUGCAAGUAUUCUCUGACUCUACAAACAAUGAGAAUCCUCAAGAUAUAUACAAUUUCAUCCAAUCAGUUUUGAAAUAUCAAUUGACAGCUUCUGGAUCUGCCUGUACCAGUGGUAUAUCGUCUGAUAGAGAAUGGCUUCUUAAAAACUUUGGAUCAUUUAGGAGUUACGCACAGUGGUCUGAUAUAACUUACCUGUACUCAACCUUCCAAGGGCUCGAUAGUGCAGAUCUUUUGAGUUCAACGCAACUGGCCAGCGCUUCAGUGACCACGUUCAUUAUUAGUGAUGCUGAAUCCAUUAGUGUAGUAAUUGACUCUCUAGGUGACGACAUUGACAAUCUUUUCCAAUUCAUUGGAACAGUCAAGGAAUUUGCACUUAUGGAUGUCAGCUUGUUAUCAAAUGUCAAGGCAAGAGACGCCAUCUUGUUGAAGAUUAGUGAACUUGUAUUCCCUAAGCUUGGAACCCUUCCACUAGCUUCUGUGGAGAAAUGGUUUUUCCAGAUUAAUUUCUUGCUUGCUAGCAUCAAUUCUACCAUGUUGGAUUAUAUCAAUCUUAAUAUUCCUUGCUCAUCCUUCCAAACUGUUAUCAAAUAUCUAGACCAGGAUUAUGCAAGUUACCCAUUGGUGAAGAAAAAUGCUGUGUAUAGUUUCCAAAAACGCUACUUGGAAAAACAAAACUUGGAUAAUGGAGCCCCAUGCUUAGAAGGAACAAGUGAUGCUUGUGAAUGGGCGCAGAAGAACUUCGCUAAAUUCUGUAGAGUCUCAAUAGUUGCUGAUAUUCGCGUGUUUUACCCAGACAUUGAUGUAGUAAGUUAUAGCAGUUGUUGUCUCCUGUCCGUCUUACCAUGAAAAAAAGGUCCCGAUCGGAAGAAUGUAUUUUAUUUUUCCUGAUUUCUUGUCUUAUCUAAGACUCUCAAUGUCGUAAGGGUCCCUUGGGAUGUACUUUAUUCCUGGAAAUUCUGCUGAUUAUAGAAAACUUUUAGGGUAACAUGGUAUUUUUAACCAAAUUAUUGUCAACAAACUUUCUAUUUAAUAAGCUAUUACAAUUAUAGGGAUGGACCCCUAAGAGGCACAUCUCAUGCAGACCCUGAAACAAUUAUAUCUUUUUAUACUUUUGUUAAGAGAAGGCUAAUAGUACAAUGGGAAGGAUCAGACAUAGCUUUAUCUCUGCUCCACAUGCCAUCAACUGGAUCUAGAUGCCGAAUCUUGUCCUGAUUCUAAGAAUAUUUUACCCACGACUUCAUUAAAUUUCACUUAACAAAACACAUGACCUGCUAGCAUAUAUGUAACAGAUUUUUUCAUUGUAUUCUAUUUUGACUAAAACUGUUACAUCACAGUAUUUAGGUAAUGUUGGUACAGUGAAAUAGGAAUCCAGAUCAGUGUAUGGUACAAACCUGCAUAUUACAAUUAUACCUGAUCCUACUUGUAAACACUUACACAUGACACAUAAUGCAGUUCAACUUCAUACACACAUUAAAAAUAGUAACAGAAAAAAAUGUAGUAUUUAACUUAAUUUAUAAUUUUCUUCAGUUUUUUUUUUUUUUUAGAUCUUCCCUAUUUCUUGUUGGUUUUCCCCAUAAAUUGCAUAUAGACUAAAAAAAUUAAAAGGUUUGACAACCUCAAAAAAAGUCCCAAAGUAACAAUAAGAAUAGUUUCUAAGCUAUAAAUGUAGGAUAUUCUACAAAACAUCUGUUUUUGCGUUUUUAAGCUCUUUACACACUAUAUAUAUAUAUAUAUAUAUAUAUAUAUAUAUAUAUAUAUAUAUAUAUAUAUAUAUAUAUAUAUAUAUAUAUAUAUAUAUAUAUAUAUAUAUAAUUUUGUUGGCAUUAGAAAAAAAAACCAAAAGCAUAGGAUCUGUUAUAAACCACAAAAUAUAUAAUUAAUAGAUAUUAUGGUAUAUUUUGGAAAAUUCAUUUAGCAUUAACAUUUAUUAGAGAAACACAAAUUUGUUUUGAGAUUUCUUUGAUUUUUAUCCUUGAUUUUCUAGAACAGUUUAAAGCAUACAAAAACACAGAUCAAGCAAAAAUAAUUACAUUGACCCCCCAACUAAUCUGAACUUUUUAAUAUAUAUAUAUAUAUAUAUAUAUAUAUAUAUAUAUAUAUAUAUAUAUAUAUAUAUAUAUAUAUAUAUAUAUAUAAUGAUACAAUUGUAUUUUUAGGCAUAUUACUUUUUUUUACAUAAUUAUAUGUUUAUAUGCUAUAAGAAUAAGCCAAAUCUGGACAUCCCAAAAUGUAAUUCAGUUUCUCCUGUGCAGCAGAAAUCAUUGUGCAAAGUUUCUAUAGCACUAAUGUUUAGUUUGAUCAGUAGCAAUUGUUUAAAGUCUAGAACUGCCAACUCUAUGUGCUUGAACUGAUGCUAUUCCUGCUGUGUAGCCUAUGUCUAUAAUAAAGAAUCCCUUUAACCAAAUCAUGAUGUAAAGCCCCUAAUUAGCAAAUAUGUACUUUAGUUCUGCUAAUGUCAAUGAUUAAACAAUUCUGAUGGUGGGGAAGAAUUUGUAAAAUUUGCGUCAGCCGGUGUGCAUGGGCUUAAACGUUUUUUUAAAUGUUACAAUAAAAUGCAAUCAAAAUUAUCAAAAUAUUUACGUACAUGUUGAUAUAUUCCCCUUUAUAUCAUGUAUCCUAUCAUGUAUCCUAUAAUCAUAGUUUAAUGUAAAACCAAUGCAUUAUGUUAAUGUAUUUGCAUUUACAUCUUCAAGAUGGGAGUUCUGUUUAAUGCUUUUAUGUAAUUGUUUUGUUUGUAAUUAUGAAGUUUACUGCACAGCUGUUUACAUGCCUAUAAUGUAUUCUCUGUAACAUUGUGCUAGCUUUUUCUUUGCAUCUUCUAAGCAUUUCUUUACUUGUAUAGCUGUCUGCCUGUUCAUAAUAAAUAUUCAUUCAAAAACAAAA